UUUCGUUUGAGCACUUCAGCGUCGCGAUCGGGUCUCGCAGCCACGAGAUACAGCAACCCGCCCACCAGCGCUCUUGAUGUGGGGCAUCUUAGCCCUUGUCGGGCUCCUGCUGCUAAGCAUGGGUCGGCAGAGAGUGGACCCCGUAGCCGCUGAAAAGGCGUGUGAAGCGGUACGCAGCGGUCGCAUGUCACAGAACGCCGCUGCAGCUGCCUUUGGGUUGGGUAGAAGCUCCCUCCAGCGGCGUCUGGAUGGUGAUUGCGCCAUGGACGCGAGGGUUGGCCCCGGGACUGUCAUGACCAAAGCAGAGGAGGACGCGGUGGAAGAUCUCCUGUUGUUGUACGCUGGUAGAAACUUCAUUCCUCUCACCACCGCAGACCUCACGGAACGCGGGAGACGGCUCUGCAACGACGGUCGGCCGAUCUCGUGGAAUAGUGGCAAGGGCCCGGGGAAGGACUGGCUCAAGGGCUUCCUCGGAAGGCACGAGGGCAUCAGCCAUCGGCUCGCCCGCAUCUACGAGUCUAACCGGGUGACCUCGUCAGAGGAUGAGCGUCUGCACAAGUUCUACGUUUUUUGGGCGGAGUUUCUCGGCGAGCACAGGCCUGCGGCCGACCACAUUUGCAACACGUACGAGUCAGAGGACCACUGCUGGAUGNGGAGACGGCUCUGCAACGACGGUCGGCCGAUCUCGUGGAAUAGUGGCAAGGGCCCGGGGAAGGACUGGCUCAAGGGCUUCCUCGGAAGGCACGAGGGCAUCAGCCAUCGGCUCGCCCGCAUCUACGAGUCUAACCGGGUGACCUCGUCAGAGGAUGAGCGUCUGCACAAGUUCUACGUUUUUUGGGCGGAGUUUCUCGGCGAGCACAGGCCUGCGGCCGACCACAUUUGGAACACGUACGAGUCAGAGGACCACUGCUGGAUGAACGCGCAAAUUGCUGUUGUGUACGCUGGGUGCUGCUCGGGGUCCUUGAUAUGUCGGCAGUAAAUACACACGCUGUUCGAAAAGAAUUUUCGCAUGGUGUUACACGAGCCGGUCGCCCCGGUGGUCUGGUUGGUAACCUCGAAACCUUCUGGAGGUCAGGUCAGGGGUUCCAAUCCCGGCGUAAGCGAGCUUUUCUUGCAAAGUGAGUUUUUCUCUCGCUUCCGCUGCUGGCCUAGUGGAUAGCGCUUGUUCGUGUGUACACAGAGGGAAGCGAGUGCUGAACUCUUCUCGCAGUAAAAAUCGAAGGCAAAGUACCGCAGGAGGGGAGGGUAGAGAGGGGCUCUUCUGUGUGACC
Messenger RNA from Ectocarpus sp. CCAP 1310/34, 1271 nucleotides. The record is from the annotation of a GenBank genome assembly. NCBI's taxonomy places the organism in Eukaryota, Phaeophyceae, Ectocarpales, Ectocarpaceae.